This is a messenger RNA of Synchiropus splendidus (mandarinfish), 4555 nucleotides long. RefSeq names its product ankyrin repeat and FYVE domain containing 1 (gene ankfy1). Gene Ontology annotation, molecular function: metal ion binding; protein binding. The transcript is spliced from 25 exons. NCBI's taxonomy places the organism in Eukaryota, Metazoa, Chordata, Actinopteri, Syngnathiformes, Callionymidae. The record is from RefSeq and is a predicted model, not a curated record. Bases 70 to 3570 code for a protein of 1166 amino acids.
GCAUGUCUCCUCGGAGGCCGGUCAUAUCGCGAUACAACUCUGCAGGCCGCGGAGCAAACGCAGAGCAACAUGGCGGAAGAGGAGGUGGCCAAGCUGCAGAAGCAUCUGGCCCUGCUCAGGCAGGAGUAUGUAAAGAUGCAGCAGAAGUUAGCGGACACAGAAAGGCGCUGUGCUGUGCUUGCUGCUCUGUCCUCUGCUCAAGGUUCUGCAAGCACAGAGUCUGCGGACACCUUUAUUAGCCGCCUGUUGGAAAUCGUAGCGGAUCUUUUUCAACAAGACCAGUACAGUGAUAUGAAAGUGAAAGUUGGGGGAAACCAGCUCCCGGCUCAUAAGUUUGUGCUGGCUGCUCGCAGUGAUGCUUGGAGUUUGUCCAAUCUGGCAUCUACCUCAGAACUGGACCUGUCUGACUGCAGACCUGAGGUUGCCAUGGCAAUGUUACGCUGGGCAUACACCGAUGAGCUUGAACUUAAUGAAGAGGAUGGCUUUCUUAUUGACUUGAUGAAGCUUGCCAACAGAUUUCAGCUUCAGCUGCUCAGAGAACGCUGUGAGAAAGGAGUAAUGUCGUCUGUGAACGUCAGGAACUGCAUUCGCUUCUAUCAGACAGCCGAGGAGUUAAAUGCCUCGACCCUGAUGAACUACUGCGGAGAGAUUAUCGCUAGCCACUGGGAUGACCUGAGGAAAGAAGAUUUCAGCACCAUGAGUGCCCAACUUCUCUACAAGAUGAUCAAGUCCAAAACAGAUUAUCCUCUCCACAAAGCCAUCAAAGUAGAGCGAGAAGAUGUGGUCUUCCUAUAUCUCAUUGAGAUGGAUUCACAGUUGCCUGGGAAGCUUAAUGAACUGGACAACAAUGGCGAUCUGGCACUGGACCUGGCACUUUCUCGAAAAUUAGAGAGCAUUGCCACUACUCUUGUGAACAACAAAGCUGAUGUGGACAUGGUGGACCAGAGUGGCUGGAGUCUUCUGCAUAAGGCUAUCCAAAGAGGUGAUGAGUUUGCCUCUGUGUUCCUGAUCCGUAACUCUGCUCAGGUGAACGCAGCUACGGUGGGCGCAGUGGAAACGCCGCUUCACCUGGUCUGCUCUUUUAGUCCUAAGAAACAUUCAGCAGAAGUAAUGAGCGGCAUGGCGAGAAUAGCAGAGGCGCUGCUCAAAACAGGUGCAAACCCCAACAUGCAGAACAGCAAGGGCAGAACUCCCCUGCAUGAAGCAGUGGCUUCAGGAAAUGAGCCGGUUUUCAACCAGCUGCUGGCAUGCAAACAUCUCGAUCUGGAGCUGAAGGACCAUGAAGGCAGCACGGCUCUGUGGCUGGCUCUGCAGUAUAUCACCGUGUCUUCAGACAACUCGGUGAAUCCAUUUGAGGAUGAUUCUCCUGUGAUGAAUGGGACCUCGUUCGAUGAGAAUAGUUUUGCAGCUCUGCUAAUCCAGAGAGGAAGUAACCCAGAUGCCCCUGACACUAGCGCAGAAAACUGUCUAAUGCAGCGAGCGGCUCGAGCUGGCAAUGAGGCAGCAGCUCUCUUCCUGGCCACACAUGGUUCAAAGGUCAACCAUGUCAACAAAUGGGGUGAGAGUCCACUGCACACAGCAUGUCGCUGUGGUCUGGCGAGCUUGACGGCUGAGCUGCUCCAGCAGGGAGCUAACCCCAACCUGCAGACUCAGAAGUCUCUGCCCGAUGACACCCUUGGUGUUGCUAUGCAGACUCCCCUCCACAUGGCCAUUUCUCACAACCACUCUGAUGUGGUCUCCGUCAUACUUGAGCAAAAAGCAAAUGCACUUCAUGCCUCCAACAACUUCCAGAUCAUUCCAGACUUCAGUCUCAAAGACUCGAUGGACCAGACAGUUCUGGGCUUGGCCCUCUGGACAGGUAUGCACACUAUAGCAGCUCAGCUGCUGGGUUCAGGGGCUUCUAUCAAUGACACUAUGUCCAAUGGACAAACGCUGCUUCACAUGGCCAUCCAAAGACAAGACAGCAAGAGUGCCCUUUUCCUUCUCGAACACCAAGCAGACAUCAAUGUUCGAACCCAGGAGGGACAGACGGCUCUUCAGCUGGCCAUUAGUAACCAGUUACCACUUGUGGUGGAUGCAAUUUGCACACGAGGUGCAGACAUGUCAGUGGUGGAUGACAAAGGGGAUCCCCCCUUGUGGCUGGCUUUGGAGAGUGGUUUAGAAGAUAUUGCCUCUACACUGGUUCGCCAUGGUUGUGAUGCAACUUGUUGGAGUCCAGGGCCCUCAAGCUGCCAGCAGACUCUCCUGCACAGAGCUAUUGAUGAAAACAAUGAGGUCUCUGCUUGCUUCCUCAUCCGCAGUGGCUGUGAUGUGAACAGCUCCAGACAACCAGGACCUAACGGGGAGGGAGACGAAGAAGCCCGAGAUGGACAAACACCUCUUCACUUGGCGAGCAGCUGGGGACUGGAGGAGGUGGUGCAGUGCCUUCUGGAGUUCGGAGCCAAUGUUAAUACACAAGAUGCCGAGGGCCGAGCUCCCAUUCAUGCUGCUAUUAGCAACCAGCACAAUGUCAUCAUCCAGCUCCUGAUUUCUCAUCCAGACAUCCGUUUGAACAUUCGCGACCGUCAAGGAAUGACUCCCUUUGCAUGUGCCAUGACUCACAAGAACAAUAAAGCAGCAGAGGCCAUCCUGAAGAGGGAGCCAGGUGCUGCGGAGCAGGUCGACAACAAAGGACGAAACUUUCUCCAUGUUGCAGUACAGAAUUCUGACAUUGAGAGCGUCCUUUUCCUUAUUAGUGUUCAAGCUAACGUUAAUUCAAGAGUUCAGGACGCAGCCAAACUCACCCCUCUCCACCUGGCUGUGCAGGCGGGUUCCGAGAUCAUCGUCCGCAACUUGCUGCUAGCAGGAGCCAAAGUAAACGAGCUGACCAAACACAGGCAGACGGCUCUGCAUUUGGCUGCUCAGCAGGACCUGGCCACAAUUUGUUCAGUUUUGUUGGAGAAUGGUGUUGACUUUGCUGCUGAAGAUGAGAAUGGCAAUAACGCUCUACAUCUGGCUGUCAUGCAGGGUCGCCUUAACAAUGUCAGAGCUCUUCUUACCGAGUCGAAUAUUGAUGCUGAAGCCUUCAAUCUCAGGGGUCAGUCACCAAUGCAUGUGCUCGGCCAUUAUGGAAAAGAGAAUGCUGCUGCCAUUUUUGAGUUGUUCCUGGAGUGUAUGCCUGAGUACCCACUGGACAAACCAGACAACGAAGGGAACACGGUCUUGCUUUUGGCCUAUAUGAAGGGAAACGCUAACUUGUGCCGUGCCAUCGUGAGAGCAGGAGCUCGAUUGGGAAUCAACAACAACCAGGGUAUCAACAUUUUUAACUACCAAGUUGCAACCAAACAGUUGCUCUUCCGCCUUCUAGAUAUGCUGUCCAAAGAGCCCCCUUGGUGUGAUGGGUCCUACUGCUAUGAAUGUACUGCCAAGUUUGGAGUUACGACACGGAAACAUCACUGCCGCCAUUGUGGGCGCCUGCUGUGCCACAAGUGCUCUAUAAAGGAGAUUCCCAUCAUCAAGUUUGAUUUAAACAAGCCGGUGAGAGUGUGCGACAUCUGCUUUGACGUCUUAACUCUCGGUGGGGUGUCGUAACAACAUGACCUGGAUCUCACCAGUCAUCAAAAGCAGACGCUUUCUCUGCCCGAUAUGUCAAACAAAAAAUACUAACAAGCAACUCCUGGAGGAGUCCAGUUUGAACAUCCAAUAAUUCUAAUGAAAGCAGUGGGCGGUGUAACCUUUUUUUUCCCCCUGAGGUUCUUGAUCAAGUUGUUGGUCUAAAUUUUGAAGUCUCAUACUUGAGGGCAUUUGUGCCUUGAGGUCACAACUCCUGCCCAAAGAUGGUAACAUCUUUUUAUCUGAUACAUUCAUGGCCAUAAUGUGGAUCUAUUUUCAUGUCUAAAAACUUAGCAUAUCUCCCACUCAGUAUGCAGACCCCAGUAGAACCAAAACACAAGGCUGAUAUGUGGCAAUAUUUUUGUUGAUGUGGGCAGCCACUCUGUACGAUUCUAAUCAUCACUUUUAAAAAUGAUGAUUAUGUAUGAGGUUAAAAUCAAACGUGAUCGUGUUGCAGAUCAUGCUUUAGAACGCUAUUGAACUUGUAGCCUUUAUGUAACGUUCUUCGCUCAAUUUACACAUUCCAUAAGUUGCCAGAACGAGUGUUUUGUUUGCGUGUGCGUGUAUCUUGAUCCAUUCAAUUAUUUCUCAAUCUGUCUCAAGCUAUCGUGUGAUACUUUUUCUUGAUUUCAAACCCUUACAGGUGCACUUUACUGAGAUCAUGUGAUAUUUCUGAUGGCUUUGGGAAAAUGUAAAGUGAUGGCCAGAUUGUGAGGCCUCCAAGUAUUGUACAGAUAAAUGUGUGAUAUUUUUGACCACUACAACUGUUUUUGUACUUAAAUGCAGUUUGUGCUUGUCAGUGUGACAAACCUUAAUCUUGCUUCUGUUAAUCUUUUAUGCACAUUGUUUAAUCUUUUAUGCACAUUGUAUCGUAUCUGUACGCUCAGAUAUCUAGCCCAGUCUCUUCCUGGUGUAUCCUUUUAGUGAAAGGGAAGGCAAUUUACAUAAAGGUAAUCAUACAACA